This is a messenger RNA of Homo sapiens (human), 5585 nucleotides long. It is a transcript of the gene ESS2, whose product is annotated as ess-2 spliceosome associated protein. Lineage: Eukaryota; Metazoa; Chordata; Mammalia; Primates; Hominidae. The record is from RefSeq and is a predicted model, not a curated record. Gene Ontology annotation, cellular component: nucleus. The transcript has 10 exons. The coding region runs from base 472 to 1668 and encodes 398 amino acids.
GCGGACGCCGGCGACUUCUGGGCCCAUCCUCUGCUUCAAGCUCCUCUCAGGUUCCCUCUCUCGGGUGUUGACACUCCGUCUCCUCGUGGAAGUGGAGGAGCCGGGUGUGGACGGUCCCACGAGUCAAGUAAACAGGGCAGAGGAAGACGUCUGUGGUGGAAGAGGCUGUAGUAGUGUUGUCAGGGAAAAGAGAGAGCGGCUCUCUUUGUAUGGGACGGGGGUCAGGGAAAGAAGAUUUUCUGUUAAAGUGUGAGUAGGAGUUUGACAAACUGGAAGGAUGGUGGCAAAGAGGGCUUUCUAAAGAGCGGUGGCAGCAAGUGUGAAUGCUGGGGUUCCUGGAAAGAGACCGCAGUUGUGACAGCAUCUCGAGGCCUCCAGACGGUCAUCCAAAGGGAUUUCUUUCCUGAUGUGGAGAAGCUCCAGGCACAGAAGGAGUACCUGGAAGCCGAGGAGAAUGGAGACUUGGAACGGAUGCGCCAGAUUGCCAUCAAGUUUGGCUCUGCCUUGGGCAAGAUGUCCCGGGAGCCCCCGCCACCCUAUGUGACUCCAGCCACAUUUGAAACCCCUGAGGUGCAUGCAGGCACUGGAGUGGUGGGCAACAAGCCCAGGCCCCGCGGCCGAGGCCUGGAGGAUGCAGGAGAGGCUGGAGAGGAGGAGGAGAAGGAGCCGCUGCCCAGCCUAGAUGUCUUCCUGAGCCGCUACACGAGUGAGGACAAUGCCUCCUUCCAGGAGAUCAUGGAGGUGGCCAAGGAGAGAAGCCGGGCACGCCACGCUUGGCUCUACCAGGCUGAGGAAGAGUUUGAGAAGAGGCAGAAAGAUAAUCUCGAACUCCCGUCAGCAGAGCACCAGGCCAUCGAGAGCAGCCAGGCCAGUGUGGAGACCUGGAAGUACAAGGCCAAGAAUUCCCUCAUGUACUAUCCAGAGGGUGUCCCUGACGAGGAGCAGCUGUUUAAGAAGCCCCGGCAGGUGGUACAUAAGAACACGCGCUUCCUUAGGGACCCCUUCAGCCAAGCCCUGAGCAGGUGCCAGCUCCAGCAGGCAGCCGCCCUCAAUGCCCAGCACAAACAGGGCAAGGUGGGCCCCGAUGGCAAGGAGCUGAUCCCCCAGGAGUCCCCUCGAGUGGGUGGAUUUGGAUUUGUUGCCACUCCUUCCCCUGCCCCUGGUGUGAACGAGUCCCCGAUGAUGACCUGGGGGGAGGUUGAGAACACACCCUUGAGAGUUGAAGGGUCGGAAACGCCCUACGUGGACAGGACACCCGGCCCAGCUUUUAAGAUCCUGGAGCCAGGCCGCAGGGAGCGGCUGGGUCUGAAGAUGGCCAACGAGGCCGCUGCCAAGAACCGGGCCAAGAAGCAGGAAGCCUUGCGGAGAGUGACGGAGAAUCUGGCCAGCCUCACCCCCAAAGGCCUGAGCCCAGCCAUGUCGCCAGCCCUACAGCGCCUUGUGAGCAGGACGGCCAGCAAGUACACAGACCGGGCCCUGCGGGCCAGCUACACACCAUCCCCAGCACGCUCCACCCACCUCAAGACCCCGGCCAGUGGGCUGCAGACCCCCACAAGCACACCGGCGCCUGGCUCUGCCACACGCACCCCUCUCACACAGGACCCGGCCUCCAUCACGGACAACCUGCUGCAGCUCCCUGCCCGGCGCAAAGCUUCGGACUUCUUUUAGAGCCAGGCCUGGGCUGGGCUCAUAGACGCUUCACAGAGCCUGCAGGGCAGCUGUACACCCAGCAGAGGACUCCAGCCUUCUCGGGGCCCAGGCCUGGGCCAGAAGCUGUUGACCAUACCAGGAGUCACUGGAGAAAGGGGCUGUGCUGGGGCCAGACUGGCACAAGGCACUCGUGCCCACACCACACCCCAGGGCCUUGCCAAGCUGUUUGCUGUUUAAUUGGCCCCUUGAACUGUCAUUAAAGAACACCUAGGUACAGUCUGGGGGGUUGCCUCUCCAUCUUGCUCCCCACACGAGCCCUAGCCUUGCCCUGGGGCCUGCAUCACGUCUCAGGACUGCGGGGCUUGAAGCGAGGGGCCCCCCAGGUGAGGAAGCUGCAGGUGGGGCGGCUGUGGGAGCACCGGGUGACUGGCGUUGCUUUCUGCGGCACUCGGAACCUGUGUUCUGAGUUGAGCUCACAUCCUGCAGUGCUUUCUGCUUCUCUGGGGGGAUAUGAAGGAGAAACGGAGCCCUUGGAAGUUGUACCCUUAGGUUCCCCUGCGGUUCUGGGCCCAGGUCUGCAGCCUCCACUCUGGGCUUGCCGGCUGUGAGGUGCGCUGGUUAUAGGACUGUGUGGGGGCUGCAUAUCAGGUGAUCUCAGCUAUCACCUUCUCCCAGCACCUGGCUUCCAGCUCAUGGGGUGGGACUAUCCCACUCACCCCUCUGCUAUAGGCACUGCCCAUCUUAUGCUGCUGGCCCUGGCCUCACCUGGUCACUUCCACCAACAGGAGCUCCCAGAUAACAGUGGGUUGCUGGACAGAUCAGGCUGGGACUCUUAAGGGGUGGGGGACGUGGGGCCUUCAGUGCUUUAUCCCCUAGGAAAGGGUGCACGUUAUCCCAAGGGAGCCCCCAGGAAGUGGGGAGGGAGGGGGGAGGAGCAUGUCUAGGUGCUGACCACCUGGAGCACUUGGCCAGCAAGUGGGCCGCAUGCUUUGGGAGCAAUGGGUGACCCAGCAGGAAGCACAAAAGACCGGCCAGUGUGCCAUCAUCAAGGGCUGCUGAGCAGCUUGAAGAGCCACUGGGUGGGGAGGGCACACGGGGAGGUCUCAGCUGGGGCUGCCCCUGGAGGACAGGGCAGGGAACUUGAGGGCUGAGGACAGAAAUCUCACAUGACUCCAGGAAAUAGAGGAAGAGGAGGAUGCUGAGCGAGGGAUUGUGAGGGAGUGGGGGUAGGUCAGAGGGGGCUGAACUGCAGGAAGCCAGGGGGAGUCGUGGACCACUGGAGCUGGCCAGCCCCAGGGCAUUGGGGACAAGGCCAGGUCAGAGGGAGACAGUGUGGGCCUGGUGGGUGGACCCUGGCAGAGGCCCUCUUGUCCCCCACAAGGCCAGGCCACACUGUGAUUCUGCCUGUACCUGAGCAUCUGUCCUGUGCUCCUAGGCCGGAGACCACUGUGUGUCAGGUGGGGCGGUUGGCUGAGUCCCAGAGAAAAACACUCCUCACUGGGCACUCUUGAUGCUUGCACACACCCUGUGGUUUAUUUGGUGGUCAGUAAGGAACGUCUUUGCUGCUAAGUGGAAGAAAGCUAAUGGAACGUAAUCAAAAUAGUGGUUUAAUUGACGAAUUUUACUUGCACCUGUGCCUUCUUCAGAUCCUACCUGCCUACUUAGUUUACGUGAAGGCCGACUGCACCAUGCCCCCCAACCCCGACCCCCACCACACACAACGGGGCCAUUGUCAUGCUAGGUGCUUGCUUUCCCCACCUCAGCUCCGGAGAUGUGAUGGUCUUUGGCCCUGGAGGUCUCGGCCAGCCUGUCCUCCAUCCUGUUCUCGUUCUCGGGCACCACCAGCAGCCGGUGCUGGGUUUUGGCUCCAAGCUUGUGGUCGGGCCGGUGGUCGGGCCUCAAGCCUGUCUUGGUGUCCAGUUUGCACUCAGCGCGGUACUUGCCCUCCCCCUCCCUCUUGAAGGAGGCAGAAGACGUGGCUUUGGGCUUGGGGGGCUGCAGCCACGAGUGGCUGAGGAUCUCAUCGAUGUGGAGCCGCUGGCUGACGUCGGGCUGCAGCAUGCGGUAGAUGAGGUCCUUGCACUCGCAGGUCAGGUUCUUGGAGCGCGGGAAGUCCACACGGUGCUCCUUCUGGAUACGCAGCAUCUUCCUGAUGUCGGAGUCGUCAUAGGGCAUGGAGCCGCAGACCAUGAUGUACAGGAUCACGCCCAGGCUCCAGAUGUCAUACACCUUGGGCUGGUAGGGGAUGCUCUGCAGCACCUCGGGGGCUGCAUAUGCUGCCGACCCGCAGAAGGUCUUGCUGAGGAUGAUGCGCCCAUUGCUGUCCCGCAGGCAGCGCUUGGAGAAGCCAAAGUCAGACAGCUUGAUGUUGAAGUCCUUGUCGAGGAGAAGGUUCUCGCACUUGAGGUCCCGGUGGACGAUGUCCAGGUCGUGGCAGUACUUGACGGCGGAGGAGAGCUGUCGGAACAUCUUGCGUGCCACGUCCUCAUGCAGGGCUCCCUGGCACUUGAUGAACUCGAGGAGGUCGCCCUGGACGCCAAGCUCCAUGAUGAUGUAGAUCCGUCCGUCAGAGGUCUCAAAGAUCUCGUAAGUCUUGAUGAUGGAGCCGUGGUUGACAGUUGCCAGGAUGUCCAUCUCCCGAGGAAGGAAUCUCUCCACAAAGUCAGUAGGUGUUUUCUUGCGGUCGAUGAUCUUGACAGCCACAUUGAACUUGAGGCGCUCAGAGUAGGCAGAUUUGACUUUUGCGUAGGAACCCUUGCCAAGAUUGAUGCCUACGAUGUAACCCUUCUUCCUUAGGACUGUGGCAUCGUCCAUGGUGCCAGGAGCGACUGGCGCCGCUGCCGUCUACAUCCCCCCGUCAUGUGGGCCAGCAGGCAUUGUCCUCAUUUACACUACCGGAGGCGUCUGGCUGGGCUGCCCUGGGCUGGGCUUCGACUCAGGGGUGGAACACUCAGCAUUGUCUCCGGGUGACUUCAGCCAAUGAACUCAUAAAGCCAAGGAGUGGGGGCGGGGACUGGGCUGAGGGAGAACAGGGUCUCUGGAACCGUGGAAGCCAGGCUGGUCUGGCAGGAGCACCCACUCCCCGCCCGCUGGAAGGAAGCCUGUCCCCAGGACAGGACUCUGGUGGCCCUGCUGCUGCUGCAUUGGUUUCCCUGUCACAAGUCAAGCUGGAGGGGAGGCGGCCCACGUCCAGCCUGUUUGCAUCACCUGGCUGUGGGGACUGACCCUGCAUUGGUCUUUGUCCCACUAGGGUGGGUUUCCUGCAGCUUCUUUGGCUAUGAAGAAAAGCACCCCCAGGGCUGUGUCCUUGGUGUGGUAGGACAGUUGUCCCUGACAGUCACCCAGACAGGCCUGCAUAGCACCCCAGUUACACAGACAGAUUUCCACAGCACUGCCUUACCAUUGAGCACAUAGUUAAAUCUAGGGAAAUCAGUGCCCAGACAUCAAAGCUAGAAAUGAAACAUGGUCAGCAGGAGCCUUGCAUGGGCUUCUCUUUUGCUGGAGCAAGCCAAAAUAAUAGGAACGGUUUUACAUUCCUAGUGCCAGGACCCAUCUCGGGUCGACAAAAUCUGAAGACAAGUUAAGGGAACAGGCAGCUGUUUGAAUAGAUCAAUUGGAUAGUCUAAGGCAGCUCUCUGGACCAAGCUGUAAAGGAGAUACAAUCGAAAUAAUCACUCCGGUACCACAGUAGACAGGCCUUGAAGGCACUGGGCCCCUUUUAAUCGGACUUAGCAAGCAUUUUUUUUGCCUCUGACCUUCUCCUUGGAACAAAAUUAGUUACCAGUAGACUUAGGUGAUUGCUGUACUGCAUGUAGGCACAUAACCCCAACCUAUAUAAACAGUAAGAAAAUUGUAGCACUUUGAGUUGGUCUGCUGGAAUUAUCUCCAGCCUUCUCCCUGUAUCCAGUUACAGUGAUAAACUCCCUUCUUUCCUA